AUGAUCGAGCGGCAGCGGCUGGAGCUGCGGCAGCAGGAGCUGCGGGCGCGCUACAAUCUCAGCCAGGGCGGCUACGAGGAGCUCGAGCGCGUCGUGCUGCGCCUCAAGCCGCACAAGGCCGGCGUGCAGUGGCGCUUCGCCGGCUCCUUCUACUUCGCCAUCACCGUCAUCACCACCAUCGGGUACGGCCACGCAGCGCCCAGCACCGAUGGUGGCAAGGUGUUCUGCAUGUUCUAUGCACUGCUGGGCAUCCCGCUCACGCUGGUCAUGUUCCAGAGCCUGGGCGAGCGCAUCAACACCUUCGUGAAGUACCUGCUGCACCGCGCCAAGAGAGGGCUGGGCAUGCGGCGCGCCGACGUGUCCAUGGCCAACAUGGUGCUCAUCGGCUUCUUCUCGUGCAUCAGCACGCUGUGCAUCGGCGCCGCCGCCUUCUCCUACUACGAGCACUGGACUUUCUUCCAGGCCUACUACUACUGCUUCAUCACGCUCACCACUAUCGGCUUCGGCGACUACGUGGCGCUGCAGAAGGACCAGGCGCUGCAGACGCAGCCGCAGUACGUGGCCUUCAGCUUCGUCUACAUCCUCACAGGCCUCACGGUCAUUGGCGCCUUCCUCAAUCUCGUGGUGCUGCGCUUCAUGACCAUGAACGGCGGCGGCGGCGGCUUCCGCAAUGUCUAUGCCGAGGUGCUGCACUUCCAGUCCAUGUGCUCGUGCCUCUGGUACAAAAGCCGCGAGAAGCUGCAGUACUCCAUUCCCAUGAUCAUCCCGCGGGACCUCUCCACGUCCGACACGUGCGUCGAGCAGAGCCACUCGUCGCCUGGAGGGGGCGGUCGCUACAGCGACACACCCUCGCACCGAUGCCUCUGCAGCGGGGCCCAGCGCUCCGCCAUCAGCUCAGUGUCCACGGGCCUGCACAGCCUGUCCACCUUCCGCGGCCUCAUGAAGCGCAGGAGCUCCGUGUGAACGCCGCGCGGGGCCUGGAGCACCUGGGAGCGCGGGCGGGGACUUAUGCCCAGAGGAGCAGCAGGGGUCAGCGGGGAGGCUACCCCAGCGGCCUUCGGCUCCAUGGGGCGCCCCUACACCCCUCUCCCCCUCUCCCAGCCCCCCAUCUCCGACUGUGCCUGCUUGCACCAGCCGGCAGGAGCCGGGGCUCUGAGGACCCCUGGAGCCCCCAUCUGUGCCCUGCAAAUUCCUAGAAAUGUGAAACUUGGGGGAGGGGGGAAUCGGGGGAAGGAAGGCAGAAGCUGGGAGCAUCCCAUCCCUCUAGAAAACUAAGGAGCUCCUCAGUCCGCAGAGGCCCUGCUGGCAUCCAGACCCCCACCACCUCCCCCUCCUCCUUCCGGAGGGAACUUCGUGUUCCGUGUAAGUUUGCAUCUCUAUUUAUACCUCUGUCCUGCCAGGUCUCCCACCUUCCCUUGGCUCCAAAAGCCAGGGUGUCUUUGUCGAGGUCACCCUCACUCAGUCCCCACUCCCCUUCCUGAUCCCCAAACUGUGUCUCCCGGUCUCCCACUACCUUUUGUGUUGUUUUGCAUGGCUUUGCAGUUAUGAAGGAAAUGGAAACCCAGCAGUCCCUAAAGCUAGUCCCCAGAGGGCAGGCAGAUGGAAGUACCUAUAGGCAGGCUGCAGGAGGGGCAGAGAAGGGAAGAGGGUGGCUGUCUGCAUGAAGGUUCCCCUGGUAGGUGAGAGCUAACUGGCUUUCAGUCACAUCCUUAUGGGGGGCCGGGGGUGGGUGGGAGGUGGGGAGUCCAGCCAGACACUGCCCUUGGAAUCAAACAGAAAAUUGCUACUUGCCAUUCCUGGCCGCUGCUGAUAAUUCCCCACUCUUAGAUCUGUGGAAUGAGUUUGAAAACCCUGUCCUGACUACCCAUUCGUUUGAUUCUCACCACAUCCCAGUUAGGUCACCAGGGCAGGAGUUCUCAUCUGCAUUUGACGGAUGACACUGAGACCCAGACUGGUGAAGUGACUUGCCCAAGGUGACACAGGUAGCAAACGGCAAUGGGGAGCAAGAACCCAGGCUGCUUGUUCCGAGCCUAAGUGCUCUUUCCUUUUCACUCCUCUGCCUACUCUCAAAAGCAGAGUUCCUGGCCUGCACACCCUGGCAUUGUGUGGGCCACUGGGCCUUAGACGAGAACCAGAGCCCAGGUCUGAGCCAGUGCCGAGCUCAGCCUCUCUUCCACUUGGCCACAAGGCAAGGUAGGACCUGGACUGCCCCUUACAAGCAGGAAGUCCUUGGGCCAAAUAAACAGGUCUGGGGCUCAUGGAAGAAAGGCUUUCGGAGUUUGGAAGUUGGGCAGAGGAGCCUAGAGAGCCGGCAGGCAGAUCCUAUGGGACAUGAUCCCUGGUUCCACAGCCAGCAUUGAUGCCUGCAUUCUAGGUGGCUAGAGAUAAGCCACAGCUGCAGCAAGGAACACCCCUCCCAGGUGUGCUCACUGCCUUCCCCCUCUGCAACCCAGAAGCCCAGAUGGAGAGCAGCAGAUGGAGGUGAGACCCUUGGUUCCACUAUCAGGAACCACAGCAGGAGCUGGGACCGUAACUCAGGACAGCUUCGAGGAGUGGGUGAGGGGCUUCUCCCCCUCCAUACUGACUCCUCUGACUGUUCCUGUGUCAGUUCCUUAACACUGCUGAGCAAGGCUGGCCCUGGCAUUCAGGGAAGCUGGAGUGGGGGCAGGGGUGCUCACAUGGGGAUCAGCCUCAGCCCCACCCCCGCCAUAUGCUCCCACCUCUGGGCCCCCCUGGGAGGGAAGAAGUCUGGCCUGGCCAGUGUGUGAAUCCCAUCUCAGCAGGGAGAAGCUGGCUGCCCAGGUGCCACAGAGAACAGGGCCCAGGCCCCAGGGGUGCCCUCUGUGUUUAUGUUGGGGUGAGGGGCAGUGCCAGCUGCCUCUGUCCCAUGUGACCCUGCCCUCGAGGGGUCCUGUCCCGUCAGUCCCGAGGGAGCCACAACCAAAGUUGCAAGGAGGUGGCAGGAAGGGAGGCCGAAUAGCCCUCACAGAGCAUGGCAGACUGCUCGGUCUCCGGCCGGGUCUUUCCUAGGGAACCGGAAGGCCAGUGUUGCUUCCCCAUCCCCUCCUCCCACUGCAGGCAGCCUUUCUGCUUCCCCAAUGCCUUAUGCCUGGGCACACUGCCACAGAAUAUGCAAUACGUGUGGGCGACGUGCCCCCACGCCCACACCCUCACCCCGGGCAGCCCCUGGACCCCAAAGGCCGCAGCUGCCACGGCCUCCCCUCAGCCCUUCCUGCCUAUCUGUCUUCACACUGAGAAUGGCGCCUAAUAAAUGCUGUCCAUGGAGACCAGG
Vicugna pacos (alpaca) is the source of this 3292-nucleotide messenger RNA. It is a transcript of the gene KCNK3, whose product is annotated as potassium two pore domain channel subfamily K member 3. The record is from RefSeq and is a predicted model, not a curated record. Gene Ontology annotation, biological process: stabilization of membrane potential; potassium ion transmembrane transport. Gene Ontology annotation, cellular component: plasma membrane. NCBI's taxonomy places the organism in Eukaryota, Metazoa, Chordata, Mammalia, Artiodactyla, Camelidae. Gene Ontology annotation, molecular function: open rectifier potassium channel activity; potassium ion leak channel activity; outward rectifier potassium channel activity.